Molecule: messenger RNA, 8002 nt
Organism: Odontomachus brunneus
Lineage: Eukaryota; Metazoa; Arthropoda; Insecta; Hymenoptera; Formicidae
Product: serine-rich adhesin for platelets
Exons: 5
Coding region: 625-6492 (1955 amino acids)
Molecular function (GO): serine-type endopeptidase inhibitor activity
Source: RefSeq, a predicted model, not a curated record
ACGGCAGAAGCGGACAAGUGGCGCAGGAAGAGAAGCGCGAGUGUCAAGCGCGGCGAUAGCAGCUAGCGCGGACAAGAGGGAGUACACGAGAAAAGAGCGGCGGCACAGAAGAAAAGGGAGAAGUCGGCGAAACACGCUCCGUAUAAUCUUCGAGCUCCGAGGCUGAGGUCGCUACUCCGAGGCGAGUCUGACAGCAAGGUCGACCGCAAAAUAGUUCCAACUGCUACACGUCCUUGAUCCCUUAACGAAGAAGGGAAGAAGGAGAGAGAAAGAGAGAGAGAAAGAGCAGAGAGUGCGGACCGACGCGAAGGAAGAAAAAGCAAAAGGGGAAGAGGGAUAGACACUAAGCGCGUCUCGCGCUGCGGAAUCGCGAGCACCGAGGGAUCGUCGAGAGCGAGAUUCGCCGAACGUUUGUUAUUAGCGUGUCCUUUUUUGCCGAAUCGACCGAUCGCGCACUUACUACAUUGAUCGUGGCGUCGAAUCGCGAUCGGUGGUGUGAAGUUUCCGAACGUGGUCGCGGACGCGGUAACUGCGCCGUGUAUCGGCGAGGAUUGCUCCCCGGCGGGAUUAAAUGACAUUUUCAAGGAGUUCAUCUACGUUCGCAAAGUAAGAUCGAAAAUUAUCAUGUUGCCGCAACGAUUACGCUGGCUAUUGCCGGCACUAAUCGUAUCUUGGAUGCACCUGCAGUUAGGUGCGGCUCUACCGGCUCACGAUGAACGGAGCUCGCACGUGUCUGUGAAUACGUUUGAUCCUAGUGCGAUCACUUCAACAAUGAUACGCCAAGACUACAACAAACGCGGGCAUCCUCCGGACGGCAAAAACGACACGCAGUCCAGCCAGAAACUGGUCGCUUCCCCGGCUGGACUUUUGCGGCCCGACAAGUUUCAGUUUUAUACUUACAACGACAAAGGUGAUAUGAUUACGCGGCAGAUGACCGUUCAGGAAAUUCAAGGCCUCAUCGCCGCAGGUGGCGCGGAUCAUAUCGCGAUGGACAGGCAAGAACCUCAAAAAGCCGACGACGUUCUCACAGGUGGCAAAAAGGUCAUGGAUGUAGUACAGAAAGUGCAGAAUGUGCUAAAGAGCGCGCUCGACAAGCCGCUGAUCUUAACGGGCACGGUGCCGAAGAUACCAGAGCACGCGAACGUCGAAUGGAGCAACAUUUUGCCUUCUAUAUUGUCCGGCGAGGCUGACGCGAUCUCUCCGAGCAGCAGCGAGUCGUCACAUAAGUUCACGACAGAAGAGACAGCAACUGGAAGCGCGUCUAAUAUCGGAACAAACGCAACGUCGAACGACGCCAAAAAGCCGGCGAUGCAGACAAACGCGUAUGGCGGUUUCACCAAUAACAUGGAGCACGGCGAGAGGCCUCAAUACAUCCAUCAUCCGCAGCAAGUUCCUGCAGCCGGCGCGUUCUCGGAGAAACCGAUGAUUCCGGUUCCAGUCAUCACUUUAACGGAACAGAAGCUGACCACAUUGCAGUCCGUCAUCACCGAGAGCCCGGUUUUCCAAAUGCUCAGUGUGAUCCCGGUCGAGGCCACCGAUUCUAACCAUCAUCAGCAAGAUCAGUCACAGCCGACCCAGACCGAGGAGGCGAGUCAGACCGAGCAGUUCAUAGAGUUGGCUCUGUCGGAAGUACCUGAAACCUUGACAUCCUUGCACUCCAUGAAUUCAGAUGCAUAUUUUGCAAACUUCCCGAAGCAGACAACGGCGAAUCUCGAUGACAAAGGAGGCAUGGGACUUCCGACGGCCACGUAUUCGACCACAUCGAGCAUAUCAACGGUUUCCUCAGCUGUCGACAUAAAGCAGACUGUAGCGCACAAGGGGGUCGAUGAAGCAACGACUAGCAAGAUCUCUUCUUCUUCUCCUUCGAACGCGAAUUACGCUGUCGCGGAGAAUAAGAACAAUAUGAAGCCAUCCGAGGAUCCCUCAUUCGCGCUUGGCGUUACGAAAGAGUCUCAGGUGAACGGGAUACAAAGUGACGAAAAAUUAAUCUCGCAAACUAAUACCGCUACCUCGAAGCCGCUUUCUCACGCACCCACGGCUCCGAAACCUGAGGAAAUGUCUAAUGAGCCCGUGUUGCUUUCGCAUUUACUGUCUACGUUCUCCUCUGUCUCGAAAAUCGAGACCUCGACCGUUCCGAUUUUGUCGCACACUAAUCGUCUCAAUGAGGCUACUUCGAAGGUCACUGAGAAACUAUCAGUCAACUCGGUUACACCGACGUACACGAAGGAUCACCUUCGACCGACCGAGAUCCAAUCGUCAGUUUCGAUGGAGCCGUUACCCACACAAUUGAUCGACUCCUUCUCGAGUGUAAUGAGUCAAAUCUCGGAGGCGAAACCACCGGUACUAUCUUUAUCGUCUACAUCAGGUGGCCUGCCGGAGAUGACGAUGAUGAACAUCAAUCACGAUCAAAGGUACAAUAUGUCCGACGACUCAGCUAAGAACACGCUCACGAGCGUGAAUAAUCGUUACGACACGCUCACAGCUCAUGGCGCGAAUGAAGAGAACAUUGAACGCGUCGCCGUCGGUUCACAGACCUACCCGACCGUGGCUGUGAAGCUUCCACCGUUGGACGUUGCUACCCGAACUACUAGCUACUCCACCAUUAAAUCUACCACUACUCAUCGGCCCACAUCAAUGGGAAUGGAUAAAGUAUCGAUAGUGAAAGCCGGAAUGAAUAAAAUCUCCUUGAAGCCCUCAGUUUCAAGCACGACCGAAAUAAUGAGUAACGGAAUGGUGAUUAAUAACAUAGCCAUGGCGUCUUCUACAUCAAAUGUUAAAUCGACCGAUACUACGACUUCCUCGCCCAUGUGGGUUCAGCUGGAGAAGAUCCAGAACGUAUCGGUGGAAAGUCUGACCGAAAGUUCUGCAACUUUCGGAACCGCCACUGCAACCAAUACGAUGUUGCAGAAACACACUCCUGGUGGGGCUACAUCUCCUGAAGAAAUCUUAUCUGUUACUUCGUCGAUUCUCGACACGACCAAAACACCAUCUACAAGCGCGUCGAUGGACCUAAACGUAUCCCUAAAGAGACCCAUGCCGACUAGCGAAUAUUUCGACGAUACUCUCAUGAACUUGAACUUGAGCGACCCGGUGUCCGCGAUCGACCAGAUAUUGAACAUCGUGCCAUUGCCGUCCAGCACUCCCACAGUAGAACCGAUCAGUUUGCCCAACGAUACGUCGGAUAUCGUGACUAGUGACUUGGCCAGCGGGCUGAUCGCUGGAUUCCUAAGCACGUCUCAAAAGUCACCCUUUGAAGAAAUCAACGGCAAUCAAGUCACGAAGAUCACAUCGAGCGCACGACCAACUGUUUCGACUGUGGGCGCGACUAAGCCCACAGAAUUCAUCGAAAACGUCACUCAGAUACACAAAGGAACCGUGACUCUCAAUGUAUCCGCUGACCGUCCGAAAGAAAGUAUUAAAUAUACGCAAACAUCGACGCAACGAACGCUUGUGACGAGCCCGAUUAAAAGCAGCACGGUGGGUUCAAGUACGCACACGAAAGCGUCAACUGUGACUUCAGGUAACAAGAACGUCUUAACGACGAAGCCAACAAAACUACCGAAUAGCAGCGAGAAAAUCAACGACUCUACAAAAGUAUCGUCAUCGUCCUUAUUAGGUAAUUCUGCGAACGGUAAUUAUGUCUCAAAAGGUAACACUGAACGAAGCACUACUGCCAUGGGAGCCAUUACCGCGAGUCCUGAGCGGCUAUCAACGACGAAUUCCGACGUUCGACCGUUAUACACUAAUAAAACCCAACUCCACGUGACUUCUAAUCAAAACAAAAAGGACAACAGAGAGAAAAUAAAGACGACGGAGGCGCCAAUCAUAAGAACAGACGUAGGUUCCGAAUUAUCGUCUCCUGUGAAAGUCACAUCGAUGGAUUCAGCUGGUGGGAACAAUACCAGAAACAUGAACUCUUCAGUACACACGGAAAGUAGCUCAAAGACAGAAAUGUCAAGUGAAAAGAAUCAGUUUUCCGCGAAUACCUUGGCAACGCAGAGUGUCGCCGUUCAUCAACAGCAUCAUAAUUUCUCCAGCCACGUCACUAGCUCUGUCAACGGCUCUAAAUCCGAGCUGCACGGUUCACAUAAGCAUCACAGUAAUGUCACAACAGGCACAGGUAUUUCGAAUAUUACGUUUAACACCGCGAAUCUGUCGACUGAAUAUUCCACCAGUAGUCGACCAGUGUUCGCGCAGAAUACGAAUCGUGUCAGCAAUGCGACUACUCUCGACAAGAACAAGGGUACGACCUCACCGAUGAGUAUGACCACAUCGUCGCACACUACGACUAAUAAUCGUACAACCGUUACAUCUCGGCCCAUGCAAAGCAACAAGACUGAUACACUUAUUUAUAACAUUAGUACCUCGUCUCCUUCUUCGUCUCCUUCUUCGUCAUCGGGCCAAGUAAGUGCGCAUACCGAUCGCCCGAUUAUCAAAGUUGUCACGCAGGCCCCAUCGGGCAAUGUAAGUGGGAACCACGAGAAACCUUCCCGACCGAGUCUAGCCAAUGGUACGAAACCUUCGAAUCCUAUCAACAAAACGUCAAAUCAACGUGACAAAAUUGUGUCACCGCAACACACGACGCAGAUCAUGCCGAUAGAGAGCACAGGCACUUCUGGAUCGACGCAAACUAACGGGGAGUUCAACAGUACGGAGAGCAAACCUGCGUCCUUGAAACAUUCAGAGAAUUCUCCGAAACCUGACGUGGUGCGUCCGCAGUCACCGAUGCCGAACGUUCCAACUCGUCCGUCCGCAUUGAAGCCCACAGUGAGUUACAAGCCGUUGGAAAAGUCCAACGUCUCGAAACCCGAAGCGGACACUGAUACGGAGGAAAAAUGGACGCUUAUAUCGCAACAGACACCGCCAGCUAUGACGAAGUUGCCGAAACCGCCAUCAAAACCGCCGAAGCCGCUGAGGAAGCCGCCAUCCAGCCACGUUUCAGGGUCAUCCAACCCGGACGAGAACGGCAACGUUCGUAUUCCAGGACCUGAUACGACGGCGUAUCAGCAGGACGAUCCUCCUCAGACGAUACCUCAACCCGUGCUGCCGCUGGACGUGUCUCAGAGUGCAAGCGGCUUGGACGUCACUGUAAAGCACACAAGCACCGAUAUUGUGAACUUCGCUAAGCUGUGCAACGAGUUGGCUUUCAACUACUGGGUGGCCACCAAUAAAGGUCUAAGCACCGCUAGGUCAUUAGCUCUGUCGCCUUUCGGUAUGACUAGUCUGUUGGCGAUGAUCUUCUUGGGCGCUCGCGGCCCAACGUCCGAUCAGAUGAACGAGGUGCUCGGGUUGGACGAUGUGACCACGUUCAACCCGCACUUGGUCUUCCAGAAUAUUACGGACACGGUGGGCUUGGCCAGAGGUCAAGGUAUCGCUAAUGCUGCCUUCGUUCGUGAGCUGUUUGCUGAUAAGAUGAAAGUCAGGAAGCUUAUGCCCUUCUACAAAGAACAGGCACAGCAGUUCUACGAGGGUCUCGUGGCUGAAGUGAACUUCGCCACCAUCAGCGACCUCGUGCGUAGGCGGACGAAUCUGUUGAUCAGGAAACAGACCGGCGGCAGAAUCAAAGACUUCGUCAAGACAAAUACGGUGCCACUCAGAUCGCCUUUGGCGGCGCUCUCCGCCAACGUGUUCCAGACUGACUGCAACACCACUCUGACCAGUUCCGUCGGCAGAGAUGGUGAACUGUACUUCGCGGUCUCGCCAGCCGUGAGACAGAGAAGACUUGUGCCGGUACCGGCUACCACUUGGCGAUCGGGCGUUUUGGCCGGUUACGAACCUAGUAUCGACGCUACUGCGGUCGCUCUCGGGGGAAGCGACAAGCUUGUCUCGACGAUUUUCCUGUUACCAGGUCAACAAGGUCACACUGCACCCGGUGAUACGUUGGAUCGCCUCGAGCAGCGUCUCGUCAAAAGUGCGUUCCGUGACGGGACUUGGAACAAGUUGCUGAAGGUUCUAACAUCCAGAAGUGGCUUGGAACUUCAAGUACCUAAAUUCAGUCAUCGAUCUGUCGUGAACGCCACCGCAGCUUUGAAAAGAAUGGGCCUCGACGAAUUGUUCUCAGGUAAUGCCGACUUCAAGGGCAUCAACGGCGUAGGCCACCGUCUCCACUUGGCUGAUGUAUUACAGAUGAAUUUGUUCAGCACUUGCGGUGACGAGAAUAUCCUCAGCGGUCGACAUCACGUGGAAACAUAUCCUGCGAGCCCUUUGAGAAGUAUCAGACGACGAGUCGAGGACAUCGACGGAGAUUCCGAUGACGUCACCGAAGACGACGUGUUGAGACACAGCGGGGUAUCAUCGCAGAAGGAUCACACAGGUUCGCUCCAUGCGGACCGAUCGCACACAGGUCGAUUCCGCAGAGAGAAGAGACAGCUCUCAACUACGUCGGAGAGACCUAGGUUGAAACUCGAUAGGCCUUUCUUGUACUUUGUCCGACACAAUCCUUCCGGUAUAAUUCUGCACAUGGGACGCUUCAAUCCUCGAUUACUGCCCUAAACGAAAGUUCACCCGCGGGUAAACUUUGUCACUGAAUGCCAUCGAUACAAUCCUGUUCCUUCUGUCUGAUGCUCUACAUGUAUCCAUGAAAUUUCGUCUCUCCGAUAAUAAUCGACUAGGUAACUCUGCUCAAACUGGUCUGUUCCUCUAGAAGACCAACAUAGCGCUACAUAACGCACUGUCGCGGCCCGCUGCGUUUGAAUAGCGAAAGGUAGAAUGUACUCGCGUCGAGUUUUAGAAAAUUUGUAAACAAUCUCGCUUAGAAUUACUUAUUAUGUAUUAGCUGCCACGACAUCAUCGCUUAGAGAUAAGGGACCAGCGCGGUAUCUUACGCAAUUCCGCACUUCCCGUACAUCGCUAAUUAUACGCAAACGAAUCCAUGACAUCGACAUCGUCGUAUUAUUUUAUGAUAUAUUUAGGGAAUGGUUAAAUAAAUAACAGACUGAGAACGGGGAGAAAAAGAGAGAAAAAGUAAUGUGAAAGAGGGGGAGAGAGGAAGAGAGAGGGAGAGGGAAGGAGAGAAAAAGAUCUUAAUCGCGGUCCAAAUGAUCAUUAUUUCUUUCACGUAUCAGCAAAAUAUCACGACGAUUGAUGCAAUCGCCGACAAGAGCGUAAACACGAAUCUGUAACGAGUACCGAUAAUCUAUUUGGACCCUGAUUGACAUUACGUAUCCUUCCAAUAUGAUUGACAGUUGUGAUAUGAAUGAGCGUGGAAUUUUUGUACAUUUCGUAGAAUUAUGUAAUUCGCCCGGAUAUGCGCCCCUGAGUCCGCAUAUCGCGUGAAAUUGAAUAUUGUUGGCUAUGUAUUUCAGUCAAGUGUCGAACUGAUGGCGUUGAAUAAAAAUGACAUUCUCGUUCCAUCUCUCGUUUUUCAAGACAACUUUGAGCAUGCGUUUGGGCAUUACAAUACGUACAGUCUGCAUUACAAUACGAACAAGAUUGCCACACUUUUAUCUCUAGAUGGGUUCCUCAACACUCGCAUAUACAAUGAAAAAAUGCAUCUUUUAAGAAUUACUAAAGAGCAAAUUCCCCUAUUCGAUACGGAAUGAAUUGUGAAACUCAUUGAGGUAAAGAUGUUGCAAGCUUUUGAUUAAUGACUGUAUAUGCGUAAGAUAAGAAAGAAUUGCAUUGUACACUUGGGGGUCUUAGUAUGGUUUUAAUAUUUUCCUCUCGAUAGAAUUUAAAACGCAGUCGAUAGUCCGAGAGAACCUAUUUUUUAUUAAUUCUAACAAGUUUAAGUAAAAGUACCAAAUCCCAUAGCUAGUUCUGAACAUUCGUAUUGUUUUGGCCUUUAAAUACGAACAUUUAUAUCUUCAACGUGGAAUGUGUAUAUAUAUAUUUUAUGUUAAAAAUUUAAAUAUUCCUAUUUAAAGACCAAAACAAUAAAAAUGUCCAGAACUAGAUGUGUUCAAGCAUUGGUACAUUUAUUUUACUUCAAGAAGUUGUAAAAUUCAGUAUCAUAUUUUCAAUGACGCAUCAAAGGAAUAAACUUACUAUUUAUCAAUCAAAA